UAUAAAUAUAAUCUCCAACUUCUCCUUUAGAUCUUACAAUACAAAAACAUAUCAUCGGAACAAUGGGUUUGGCUAAAGUCUCUUCCCUUCUCCUUGUGAUUCUGUUUCUCAUCAAUGGUGGUUCCUCCACCACUUUCACCAUCGUUAACCAGUGCAACUACACCGUCUGGCCGGGACUUCUCUCUGGCGCCGGCACCGCUCCAUUACCUACCACCGGUUUCCAACUCAGCUCUUCCGAGUCACGACUCAUCUCCAUACCCGCCGCUUGGUCCGGCCGCAUAUGGGGACGCACACUCUGCAACCAAAACGAAACCACCGGGAGAUUCACUUGCGUCACCGGCGACUGCGCCUCGUCCCAAAUCGAGUGUUCUGGCGCCGGAGCAAUCCCUCCAGCUACGUUAGCCGAAUUCACACUCAACGGCGCCGAAAAUCUCGAUUUCUACGAUGUCAGCCUCGUGGACGGUUACAACUUACCAAUGACAAUCGUCCCUAACGGCGGAGCCAUCGGAGUCGGUAAGUGCAACGCCGCAGGCUGCGCGGCGGAUCUCAACGGUGUGUGUCCGGAGCAGCUUAAAGUAACGGUUGAAGCAGCUGGAACGACAAGUGUGGCGUGCAAGAGCGCUUGUGAGGCGUUUGGAACGCCGGAGUUUUGCUGUAGCGGCGCGUUUGGAACGCCGGACACGUGUAAGCCUAGCGAGUACGCUGUUUUUUUUAAGAAUGCUUGUCCGACGGCUUAUAGUUACGCUUACGACGACGGUACAAGCACCUUUACUUGCUCCGGUGCUGAUUACGUCAUCACUUUUUGUCCUUCACCUUCUUCAGUUUAAUAUUUGUGUUAUUAUUAAAUUUACGAAACAAGGAAAUUAAAUCGGAAGUGAUUUUUUUUGA
Messenger RNA from Camelina sativa (false flax), 888 nucleotides. NCBI's taxonomy places the organism in Eukaryota, Viridiplantae, Streptophyta, Magnoliopsida, Brassicales, Brassicaceae. The record is from RefSeq and is a predicted model, not a curated record.